Messenger RNA from Maylandia zebra (zebra mbuna), 1211 nucleotides. NCBI's taxonomy places the organism in Eukaryota, Metazoa, Chordata, Actinopteri, Cichliformes, Cichlidae. The record is from RefSeq and is a predicted model, not a curated record.
AGUCACAAGUAAAUCCAUCAGAAAAUGCUGAUUGUAUUUUAUAUGCUGCUGGGCUUCAGAGCUGGUCGAUGCACUGAUUAUGUGUUUUUUGGAACGAAGACUAUUGGUGUUGGAGAAAAUGUGACCCUGACAUGUGAACGCCCGACAUCUGAAUAUGAAGCAACCUUGUAUUGGAUCAGGAUUGUUUCUGGAAGCUGGCCUGAAUUCUUGGGAGGAACAUUUACCUUUGAUUAUGACGGUGUUAACACCACUCCUCACAUUACAGCAAAGCAAGAACCUGGAACCUUUAUUCUGGAAAUAAGUCAAACUAGGCUAAGUGACACUGGUCUUUAUUACUGCAUAAAAGUGGACCAACUGGACAUGGAAUUUUUAAAUGCAACAUUUUUAAAAAUUAAAGGGCCAGAGACAGCUAUCACUGACAUCAUUCAGAUGCCUCAAUCUGGUCCCCUCCAUCCGGGAAACCCAGUGACUCUGCAGUGUUCAGUCCUCUCUAACCCAGAGAACAGUGCAUGUCCUGGAAAUGACAGUGUGUUUUGGUUCAGCACUAGAUCUGAUAACUCUCACCCCAACUUGAUUUAUGCUGAUGGAAACAGUGAUAAAUGUGAGAGGAGUCCAGAGGCUUCCUCCACACAGAAAUGUGUCUACAGCUUCUCCAAGAAUGUCAGCUCCUCUGAUGCCGGGUCGUACUACUGCGCUGUGGCCACAUGUGGACAUAUAAUUUUUGGAAAUGGAAUAAAACUGGAUGUUAAAGGACUCAACAUGUGGGACUUGCAAAAGGCCAAUACAGUUCUAUUUAUAUUAUGUGCUGCUUUGGCUACAAGUCUGAUCGUUAUAGCCUUCCUGAUUUAUACCAUCAAGAAGAAAACAUCCAGUUGUUGGUGUGAUGUUGGGACAGGGAGUGGUGAUCAGCAGAGUCAGCAGGUAAGGUAAACUGAAAACAAAGAAAAAUAUAAAGUCAAUGGUACAUUUUACUCUUGAAUGUUUGUUUUUUGUUUUUUUUACUCAGACAGUAGUGGUUUACUCUGCACCAAACAUCACUUCGAGGAAAAGCAGCAAAUUACCACAAAGGAGUGAAAAAGCAGCAGAGGGGGGGACAGUCUGAUGUCAGUGCUUCUGCAGUCGAGUAACUGCUGUUAUUAGGGUUUACUAUAUUUUUUAUGACAAAUGCAAGUGUGAAAUGCAUUUCAAGCUCCAUCGUGGGUUUUAUUUAA